AUGGGUGCAGUGAUGGUGCUGUCCUAUCUUGUCCCGUGGGGAUACGAGAAUGCGAGCGUAUGGGAGUCCCUGACUGCGCCACAAGUCUAUGCACAGCGCGCAGCGCGUUAUCGUCCUCCCGGCCGGCAGACCAGCCACUCUGAUGAUUCUGAUUGCGGGGCUGCCAGACCCUCUCCGCAGCUGCCAGACAUCACGGAAGAAGAGGCGCUUCGAAAUAUUCUUUCUGCGGUGCCAGCCCGGAUCUUCCUCAAGCAGGAGGAAGUAUGCAGCGUCUGUCUGGAAACCUUCGCAGCUAAAGCCGUUGACGCUGUCUCAGCCAGU
Messenger RNA from Symbiodinium pilosum, 321 nucleotides. The record is from the annotation of a GenBank genome assembly. NCBI's taxonomy places the organism in Eukaryota, Dinophyceae, Suessiales, Symbiodiniaceae.